AUGUGUGGUGAUGACGUGUUGGCGGUGGUGGUGGUCUCAGGGGAAGGAGAAGGAGGUGGCGGUGGUGGUGGUUCUUGUGGCGGCAGAGAGGAGAGGAGGAGAGAGAGAGUGGUGAUGGGGUGGUCGGAGGUGGUAGCAGCGGCGACGGUGGUCGGAGGUGGUAGCGGUGGUGGCGGUGGGUGGUGGUGGUUGAUAGCGGUGGUGUCGGUGAUCGGAGGUGGCAGUGGCAAUGGUGGCGCCGAUGAUCGAAGGUGGGUGGUGGCGAUGAUCGAAGGUUGCAGUGGCGACAGUGGGUGGCGACGACGGCGGUGGGUGGCGGUGGCGGGGGGCGGCGGAGGUGGGUGA
Messenger RNA from Helianthus annuus (common sunflower), 345 nucleotides. Its product is annotated as loricrin-like. Bases 1 to 345 code for a protein of 114 amino acids. The record is from RefSeq and is a predicted model, not a curated record. Lineage: Eukaryota; Viridiplantae; Streptophyta; Magnoliopsida; Asterales; Asteraceae. The transcript is spliced from 2 exons.